This is a messenger RNA of Monopterus albus (swamp eel), 2917 nucleotides long. RefSeq names its product suppressor of cytokine signaling 3b (gene socs3b). Gene Ontology annotation, molecular function: 1-phosphatidylinositol-3-kinase regulator activity. Gene Ontology annotation, biological process: phosphatidylinositol phosphate biosynthetic process; intracellular signal transduction. Bases 240 to 893 code for a protein of 217 amino acids. The transcript is spliced from 2 exons. Gene Ontology annotation, cellular component: phosphatidylinositol 3-kinase complex. NCBI's taxonomy places the organism in Eukaryota, Metazoa, Chordata, Actinopteri, Synbranchiformes, Synbranchidae. The record is from RefSeq and is a predicted model, not a curated record.
UGUUCUCUACCAGCCCCUCUCUGGAUGCAUCAGACUCCUCUGCCCCGGGGCCCUGGACCCGGUGUGUGACCCAACCGCCCUCACCCUAUUCCCCCUCUCUCUCCUCUGCCCCUGCCCCAAACUCUCCUCCUCUUGUCAGCCUCAACGCUCCUGUUCUGGGCCCCCUGCCUCUCGACCAGCAGGCAGAGGCAGGGGGCCAUGGCGCCGUGGUGGCCUUUGGUGGGCACAACCCCCUCACCAUGAGCAGUGUGCCCCCUCCGGAGGGCAGGGUUCAGGGGUCCAGCUUUACCCCACAUCAUUACAAGCCCUUCAGUUCACAUGCGCACUACCAACAGGUGAUGCGUGCAUUGCAUAAGCUUCAGGAAAGUGGGUUUUACUGGGGGGCUGUAGGGGGACGGGAGGCCAGCUCCCUGCUGCGCUCUGAACCUCCUGGAACUUUCUUGAUCCGGGACUCCUCAGACCACCACCACUUCUUCACCCUCUCUGUCCAGACAGCGCGAGGAACAAAGAACCUGCGAAUUCACAGCGAGGGAGGCGGCUUCUUCUUACAGCCAGACCCCCAAAACACCCAAGAGCUCCCGCAGUUUGAUUGCGUGCUGAAACUUAUAGCACAUUACAUGGGGAAAGGGCCAGAUGCUGGAAGAAAUCGAGAAGGGGCAUGUGGGGGUAAUUCAGGAGAGGCAGACAUGAAGGGACGGAACAUUUAUUUGAUCCACACCGGCGGGGAGAGGAUCCCCCUGGAGUUGCGGCGACCGCUCUCAACUUCUCUCUCGUCCCUGCAGCACAUGUGCAGGAGGACCCUGAACAGCAGAGGCCUGGGGGGGUCGGAGCAAGCCGAGCAGCUCCCGCACACACUUAGAGACUUCCUGGAGGAGUACGAUGCUCCCAUAUGACUGACAGGAACAGCACAGGUUCCACUACAUGGACCAGGUGCAUGGGAGACAGCACAGGCCAGUUCUCGGUGCUUACGUGAAUAUGUGUGCCAUCAGAAGUUGACCGGGGUUAGCCUUAGAUGUGAGGUCAGUUAUUCCUGUUGGUUAGAAUCAGCUGAUCUCAGAUCUGUUUCAACACUGAUGGACACCACCGAACUAGGUUCUGUGAUGAGGAGUGUGAUUUGGACAACCAACGAUUACCCAGUCUGUCCUGCCUUGCAAAAACUGGCCACUAGAGUGAAUGGCAGAUGAAGCCAGAGGUCAGUGUUUCCUGUGACUGACUCAGACGCAGAGCAGAGCCUCGUAGAAGAUUAACCUGAUUGGUCAUUGUUAAUGAUGACAGUGACAACAUGAUCGAUACACCACCAGUGAUCCUUGAGGGGCUUAGUGUGCUCCAGAAGAACCCUCUCCUCUCCUCUGUCAGCCGGACAUUUACAACUCUUUGGAUUACUGUGGACAGAGAGAAAAACAGCAAAGGACACAAAGGCUCAGGGGUGGUUAAGGACGAACGGGUUUCAGAGAAAAGUCAAAAGUCCAAAUAAGGGGCUCAAAGCAGAGAACAUAUUUGUUUGUCUGAGUGUGUGUGCAUUUGUGUGUUGUGGUGGUGUACACAUUUCCAUUGCUGUUUCCCGCAAAUGUUGCCUCAUAGAGGGGAGUGGGGUGGUCAUGGACACUACCUCUGUGCACACACACACACACACAGGUUCAGGCCUACAUGUAGGUUUUGUUAGUGUGGGAACAAAACAAAAAAAAGGCUUACAAAGCAUCUUGUCCCUCUCCUGUUUCAUUUAUUGUGUCUCCUCCAUUACCAUAUUCCCUGCCCUCGACUUUUUGUUUCUUGAGUUGCAUGUGCGCUUUGACGGUGACAGAAAACAGGUUGCUGCAGCAGAGACAAAAGCUUGUUACCAAGACAAAAGCCUGGGCACAGGACCAAAUGAAACAUCAGAAUUUAUUUUUAUCCAGACUAGCUGGAAAAAUGUCAGUGACACUGUAAAGCACCUUGGUGAAUGACAACUAUGAUGAUCCUAUAGACUGGAGAGGUGGGAAAGUGUGAGGAGAGGGGUAGAAUGAUAAAGUGCAGGAAAUGGGAUUAGGAAAAGCAAACUGAAGGGGACAGAAAACCAAGGAGGGGGCUAUUGUGGGGGAGAACGGGGAGGAGACAUUACUGGUAUACAGCUAAGACAAAAACCACUGACAUGAUUGAUAUCCCAGACUUUGGGGAAAUGAUACAGUUCAACAGGAUACUCUAAAUAUAAAACCAGGUUUGCCAAGAAGCCCCAUGUGAAAAAAGAACAUUUUGGCUGAGUCUUAAAUCUGUGUUUUAGAUCUUCUCACUCUGAUUUCUUCUUAACAUUACAUUGUCAUCUCAAACUUAUUUCUUUUUGUAAAAACAUCUUGGUGUGUUUGAGUGUCUGCUGUCUCCCUCCUGGAUUUCUUAAAUCACCUCUGAUGAAGGGUCUAAGAGUGGAAAUGUACUGUUAUGUGGAUGGUAACUUUAGACAGGCUUUUCGCCCCAUCUACCUUCCACAGUUACCUCUGAAGCAGGAGUGGACAGUCAAGUCUGAAUGUCAAGGGAACACAAAACUUCCCUGAAGCAAGUCUUUUAAAAAAGCGUUUUGUAAACCAACACGACUCGGAUUUGAUCAAAACCGUUUGGUCUGUGUUCGACCAGUGCUAAUAUUGGACUGGUCGGAUUGUCACAUCAUAUGGCUGUUGACUUUAUACCACAGUGAAACACAUUUUUGGUCAAAUCUCAGCCUUAUUUUCUCACAUCACAUCAAGUUUUGACAUGUGUCACACCAUCAGACCACACAUGUAUGUGAAUCAUUUGUCUUUUAUAAAGACUGACAAAAGGCAAGCCACUGGUCUGGCGAAAUACAAGUUGUAAUAUCUGAAAAGACAAAGCAUUACAAAAAAAUAAAUGAAAAGGAGCAUUGCACAUAUUUAUAUUUCUAACAUAUUUCAAUAAUUUAUAUUAAAGAGCA